Molecule: messenger RNA, 327 nt
Organism: Helobdella robusta
Lineage: Eukaryota; Metazoa; Annelida; Clitellata; Rhynchobdellida; Glossiphoniidae
Exons: 3
Coding region: 1-327 (108 amino acids)
Source: RefSeq, a predicted model, not a curated record
AUGGCCAACAAUGCCAACAACAGCAGCAACAACGAUGACAACAACAACCAUGACAGCAACGACAACAUGGCUGACAGCAACAACAACAACCGCAUCAACAUCGUCGAUAAUCAUAUUGAAGAUAAUCCACACUGUCAACUUAACGAGAUGUCACCGAAUCGCGAGGAAUCUGCAAAUGUAUCGAGUGAACUUUUAACAACACUUUUAACAGUAGAUUGGAGCAUAUCACUUGACUCGUAUGCAUUUUACAACAAGCUGGAACAAGAUGUGUUUAGUGGUGGGUCUAGGAGGGAGGUGCGGGAAUACCUGCCCCACACCGGACAUUGA